AUAAGGAAUUCCCGAGAUCAACUCAUGAUCUUCUUGUUGUUGCAAAAUCUUAGUUCUGCAAUGGCAGAUGUUGUCAUCGAUGCAAUGAUUGUUGAAGCUGCAAGACUUGAAAAGGCUAAAUUUGUGGGGGACCUGCAGUCGGUAUCAUGGAUGGUAAUGGCUACUGGGGGAAUCUGUGGGAGUUUAUUAGGAGGAUACGCACUCACUAACUUCCAAAUGGAAACCAUUUUUCUUCUUUUUGCUGUUUUCCCAACUCUACAACUUUUCUCAUGUGCUUUUGUGAAGGAGACUCCUGUCCCAAAACAUUCCAACUCUAAAAGUAAUGGUCUUAAUGGGAGCAUGAGCAUCUCCAUAUCAGAUGCUGAUAAAUCCUCAAAAUAUUCCAACUCUACAGCUUUUCACAUGUGCUUUUGUGAAGGAGCUUUUCACAUGAGCAACUAUUGUUUGGACAUAUGA
Molecule: messenger RNA, 456 nt
Organism: Lactuca saligna
Lineage: Eukaryota; Viridiplantae; Streptophyta; Magnoliopsida; Asterales; Asteraceae
Source: the annotation of a GenBank genome assembly